Paramisgurnus dabryanus is the source of this 4515-nucleotide messenger RNA. RefSeq names its product bone morphogenetic protein/retinoic acid inducible neural-specific 3a, tandem duplicate 2 (gene brinp3a.2). The record is from RefSeq and is a predicted model, not a curated record. Gene Ontology annotation, cellular component: cytoplasm; dendrite; neuronal cell body. Gene Ontology annotation, biological process: negative regulation of mitotic cell cycle; nervous system development; cellular response to retinoic acid. NCBI's taxonomy places the organism in Eukaryota, Metazoa, Chordata, Actinopteri, Cypriniformes, Cobitidae.
CACACAUAGGCACACGCACAUACACGGACAACGAUGCAGAGUAGGAGGGUCAAGCAGAGCUAUGUGAUGCUGCUGACUUUAUAAAGGAAUAUCCAUUGGCACUUUCAAUAGACAGCGAGAAGCCGCGCAGUGUCGCAGUCUGUUGGCGGAUGUUGAACUGACGCGCGCACUUUAACCGUUAGCGGCGGUCUGUUUUAAUUGUCUGUGGUGUUUAUAAUAAGGAUAUACAUAUUCGGAAAGACAUCGUUUGAUUUAGCGCUUAUAUUCGUUUCCAGGAACAUUUCAGCACCGGACGGAUAACCUCGGCUUCGUCUUAUAAUGGGAGUGAUUUGUUACCGAAGUUCGUCAGUGGACUAUAGCGAAGUAGCGCCGGUUGAAAUGUGGAGGUGCUGACCGACCUUUCGUCCAUUUUGUCUUUACGCGAACAUUUUCAUUACUUACGAAGGUUUAACGUCGAUGCCGGUUAAAUAGUCUGUAUAAAACUGCUCUGUAUAAAAAAAAGAAUGGGACGCUGUGAAGUUUGAACACUGAUCUGCGUUGUGGGGAGUAUUUGUGUGGCUGAAACCAUGCUGAUCUUCAGUGCUGUGCUGAAGAUAUGUGACCUGUGCUGUUGAAGCCUUGUGCCGCUCCCUCAUGGCUCUAUGGGAGCUGGUGCUGUUAACUUUCAGCCUGCACUAUUGGCUGACAAGCUCUGGCAGUAUAACCGAAGAAGGUCCUGCUGGCCCACUAGACUGGCUUCUCUCUGACAAGGGUCCAUUUCACCACUCACAGGAGUACACCGAAUUUGUGGAGAGGAACCGUCAAGGAUUUUCUACAAGAUACAAGAUCUAUAGGGAAUUUGGCCGGUGGAAAGUGAACAACUUGGCUGUCGAGCGACGGGAUUUCCUGAGCUCCCCUUUGCCUCUCACCCCAGAGUUUGUACGCAAUAUUCGCCUCCUGGGACGAAGGCCCACCGCUCAGCUAAUUACUGACAACCUAAUCAGAAAAUAUGGGACCCAUUUUUUGCUGUCAGCUACACUGGGAGGAGAAGAGGCUUUGACUAUAUUUGUGGACAAGAGGAAGUUGAGUAAGAAAGUAGAGGCGAGCGACUACACCAGCAAUAGCACCGCUGUGACUCUGGAAGCCCUUCACCAGUUGGCGGCCUCCUACUUCAUAGACAGAGAGAGCACUCUGAGAAAACUACAUCACAUCCAGAUUGCCUCCACUGCCAUCAAGGUAACUGAAACCAGGACGGGCCCUCUUGGUUGCAGUAACUAUGACAACCUUGAUUCUGUCAGUUCUGUACUGGUUCAGAGUCCCGAAAAUAAAGUCCACCUGCAAGGCUUGCAGGUCAUUUUGCCAGAUUAUCUCAGAGACACUUUUGUCCAAGCAGCUCUUAGUUAUAUCGCCUGCAACGGAGAGGGAACUUUUGUCUGCAGAGACAAUGACUGCUGGUGCAAGUGUGAUCCUAAAUUUCCAGAAUGCAACUGUCCCUACACGGAUAUUCAAGCCAUGGAGGAAAGCCUUACACGAAUCUCUGAAUCAUGGGCCCUUAUUUACAAAGAAUUUGAAGAUUCAGAUGAGUUCAAAACAUUUCUGAUGCGGCUCCCUCAGAAUUUUUUCCUCAAUUCCUCCAUGAUUCAGCAUCUGUGGUCGCUGGAUGGCGUGUUUCAGCGACGCUACGAGCAGCUGGAGGCGAGCAUGAAGACUCUCUACAGGAGAGCCCAGCGUGUGGUGUACAAGCUCUUUAGCCUGAGCAAAAGGUGCCACAGGCAACCCCACAUCAGCUUACCACGGGAAAGGCCACAAUCAUACUGGCUGAACCACUUUCAGUCUUUGCUCUACUGCUCUGAAAACAACCAGCUGGGCUCCUUCUCAGAAGAGCUGCACACCUGCAUUUGCUCUUAUGACCACAGUUCGUGCCAGGUAUCCACGCCGUGCUCCGUGGGAGAAGGUGCUUCCUGUGCCGUCUGUGCUACCGACAACCACACGCGGUGCGGAAGCUGCAACGCGGGAUACACGUUAAGUCAAGGUACCUGCCGACCAAUGGUGGCAGAUUCCACAGAGAACUACCUGGGCUUCGAGACUGAUCUUCAGGACCUAGAGCUACGUUACCUCCUUCAAAGAGCUGAUCGACGCUUGGAGGUCCACGCGAUUUUCAUCAGCAACGACAUGCGGCUAAACAGCUGGUUCGACCCUACGUGGAGGAAGAGGAUGCUGCUUACGCUGAAGAGUAACAAAUACAAAUCCAACCUGGUCCACAUGCUCUUAGGCAUCUCCCUUCAAAUCUGCCUUACCAAAAACAGCACUCUUGAACCAGCUCUCACCCUCUUUAUAAAUCCCUUCGGGGGAAGCCACUCGGAGAGCUGGUUGAUUCCCGUAAACGAGAACAAUUUUCCAGACUGGAAGUCUGCUAAGCUGGACCUUCCGCUGGAGUGCUUUAACUGGACCCUGACUUUGGGCAACAAGUGGAAGACCUUCUUCGAAACCAUCCACAUUUACCUGAGGAGCCGCAUUAAAACUCCAGGCGCCGGGGUCAAUGAGAGCGUUUACCUGGAGCCUUUGGAAAUAACCGAUCCUACUAAGAAUCUGGGGUAUAUGAAGAUCAACAGCAUUCAAGUGUUCGGUUACAGCAUGCACUUUGACCCGGAGGCUAUCCGGGACUUGAUCCUGCAGCUGGACUACCCGUACACGCAGGGCUCGCAGGACUCGGCCCUGCUGCAGCUGUUAGAGAUCAGAGAUCGGGUGAACAGACUUUCUCCUCCGGGCCAGCAGCCUCUGGAUCUGUUCUCCUGCCUGCUACGCCACCGGCUCAAACUAACAGCCAACGAGGUGGUGCGCAUUCACACCUCACUACAGUCCUUCAGCACCCGUCUCCCAAAUUCUCUGGAUUACGAGACCACUAAACUCUGCAGCUAACGGCUAACGUGUGACAACCGUCUGACAGAAGCUACAGAACAAGUGUAAAAAUGCAAAAAAGACUGUUAAUGGGUCAAAGCUGUAGACUUUUAACGGAAGAGACGUUUUUGACUUACAGAUCAUCGUACUCAAAAGAAAAGAGACAUUUUAUUGUAUAAAACGAUAGUUAGAUCAAAGAAAAGGAUUUUAAGAAUACAUGUUUGUUUGUAAUUUUUAUAUGUUUUUCUUUUUAUUCAUUUUUGCUUCAGUGACGGUGAGCUUUUUUCUGAAAGAAUACAGUGAUGUCAGUCAGUUUUGUAGAUAAAUUGUUAUUAAAACAUCAUGGUUGUUAUCGAGUAAUGGUUGCUUUAUUUACGUAUCAGCCUAUUUUUAUUGCUAAAUGGCACUUUGGAUUAUUGGAAAAUGUAAGAUAUUUUAUAUUUGCAAUUGAGUGCACUUAAUGAAAAAAUAUAUGAUGAGUAUUUGAAGAAGUAUAUUGAUGCAAGACUUUGAUCAAAUAGUGAAUUAGAUUUAGUAAGAUAACUGUGUUAUUUUAUUGAAGGGAGAUAACUGUGUUUAUUUUUAUUGAAGGGAGGGUGUUGAAUGUCCAGAAUUUUGACUGUAAUACCGGAUAUGAUUUGUUUAUUAAUUUAUAGACACAGAGUUUUGAAUAUAAGCAGUGUGGUGUAUAUGCCCCCAUAUUCACGAAAUGGUCCCCUCUAAUGCCAUUUUAAACCACAGUUGGAAGGUAAUACUAAGCUUUACUCUAAAAAAGGUACUAAUCCACCCAUUGGGGUAAAUUAACCUAGAAAAUGUUUCUAUUUGAUCAAACAAUAUAACUCAGCCUAGGUUAAAUUACAACCCAAUGGGGGUUUGUCCCUUUUUGACCCAACGCUGACCUAGCAUUUUCUGUGUUUAAUUUUGCCAAUAGACUAUUUUUACCAGAACUAUAUCAGAUUUUUCAAAAAUCUGAACAUGUAAUGAAAGAUAAUGCACCCCUACAGUUUUGUUAUGCACUGUUGAGGUAAUUAUGAAAAGAUCUUUAUUCACUGGCAGCAGUUAAGAUGCAGUGUUUUCUACUUUGAUAUUCUGAAUUUCUCUUCGAUUACUCCCUUUAUGACUUUACUUUAUUUAUUUAGGAUUUGUAUUUUAAUUGCUUAAUUAUAUCUUUUGUAAUUGGUUUGUUUUGAGCACACUUUGCAUUCAGCACACAGUGCAUUGCUACACUUUCUCGGAACCGUAAAAUAUAUAUUAUUAAUAGGCUUAACAAAUAAGCCUUAUGUUGGAAUGUAACAGUGAUGCCAAACUGGGGGCAGAGAUUAUUAAAUCCAGUGUGCCUUUGUAAAUAUAUUGUACAAUGUACAGAUUUUCUUUACUUACUUUGUGCACCUCAGUAUAUAAUACAUACACAUGUUUUUCAUGUUCACACUUUUUAUGUUUUUUCCACAUCAGUUAUUUCUCACCAUUUCUCACAUUGCGUUCAUUUAGAUGGUGUAAAUGCUAAUCAUAUAGUGUUAGCACAUCAGAUGAUGACAGAUGACAUUUAUGCUGUCAAAAAAGUGUCAAUUGCCUCUUCAUAAUCUGUGUUCACACAUUUUCCCUAGAAUUAGCACAGUAAAUAAGUUGAGCCUUAUCUAA